Messenger RNA from Corylus avellana, 675 nucleotides. RefSeq lists its product as uncharacterized. The record is from RefSeq and is a predicted model, not a curated record. Lineage: Eukaryota; Viridiplantae; Streptophyta; Magnoliopsida; Fagales; Betulaceae.
GACCUCCCCACUUCUCUGAGACAAAAAAGACACAAAGAUCAGUUUGUUUCCUGAGAAAAAGUAUUGUAUUGGCAAUGGCAAUGGCUCUCGUCAUUGAGGAACCCAUUAUUUCUAGGCUUGAUCGUUUGGAUCACAUGUUGAGGCACUUGGAGGAAAUUAAAGGGUGCAACAGAUCCCCAAAGAGCUCAUGUGCAUCCGUUGGAUCAAGCGGGACCCCGACGAGCGAUGGGCAAAGGUCGUCCACUGAUUUCUCCCCAAAGAGCCUAGAGAAGCACAGCCGUCCGCUCAACCACGUGCUAAUGGAGACCGAGGUGAAAGGAACGCUUAUUGAGAGGCUUGAGCAAGUAGAGGACCGUGUACUGAAGCUGUGUUUGCAGUUGGAGGUGGAAUUUGACGCGGAGAGGAAAAUAUUGGAGGCGAAAAGUGUGAAGAAGAAGAGUCGUCCCAAGGAGGGAUUGAAGCAACUCGUCAAACAUUGUGUGACGGGAAAAGGAAAACAUAAUAAAUCAAGGAGUGAUUAGUGUUCUAUGAGUUGCUCUGCAAAGGUGCACCAAUGAAGUGCUUGAUCGUGGUUUUGUUUCAAGUAAAUGUAAAGGUGUAGAAGUAGUGAAAGAAAGCAAAGAAACUUGCUUUUGGCGGAAUGAAGUCUCAGUUUCCUUCUCAUUGUAUAUAUAG